Molecule: messenger RNA, 1393 nt
Organism: Micromonas pusilla CCMP1545
Lineage: Eukaryota; Viridiplantae; Chlorophyta; Mamiellophyceae; Mamiellales; Mamiellaceae
Exons: 4
Coding region: 48-1163 (371 amino acids)
Molecular function (GO): hydrolase activity
Source: RefSeq, a predicted model, not a curated record
GCGCGCGCCGCUCACGCCGUCGCGUCGAGUUCCGCCGUCGCCCGUUCAUGUCCGCGUCGCGCGUCCUCUGUCCCGCGCGCGCGUCCCCGCUCGCGCGUCGCGGCGUCCGCGUCGACCGCGCGUCGCGCGCUUUAAAGCCUUCUCUCGCGUCGUCGUCCUCCGCGCGCCGCGCCGCGAUCAUCAUGACCGCGAGCGAUCACACCGCGGUCCUCUUCGACUUCGACGGCACGCUCGGGGACACGGAGACGCCCGCGAUGGAGGUUGCGUUCUGGGAGCUCGCGCCGUACUUCCCCGAAGCCGCGAAGCCCGACGGCGCGAGUUAUCUCACGGACAAGACGUGCGCGGACUACAUCCGCGACAACGCGGGGAAGGCGUUCGAGUUCAUGGUGGACGUCGUCGAGGAGGAUCGCAAAGCCGCGGGGUUGUCGUCCAUCGAGGAGGCGCGCGCGUCCGCGGGAGAGGCGCCGGCGACGCUCGCCGUCGUGGACGCCGGCCGCGCGAAGUUUGGCCUCCCGCCGCUCGCGGAGACGCGCGGUCUCGGAAAGGACAUCCUGACGCUUCAGAAGGACGAGACCGUGGACGCGCUGUCCGUGGCUGCGCAUCCGUGCGACAACGUCCCGGGAGUGCUCGCGUCGCUGAAGGCGAAGGGGAUUCCGUUUUGCAUCUCCACCACGAGCGGGAAACCGCGCGUGCCCGUGAGCGUCGUGUCAUGCGGGUACACCGAGUAUUUCCCCCCGGAGAAGAUUCACAGCGGCGAGAGCGACUUCGAUCCGCCGCGGUUUAAGCCAGACCCGAGCGUGUACUUGCUCGCGGCGAAGAGCGAGGACGCGGACCCGAAGAACUGCGUCGCCGUGGAGGACAGCACGUCCGGCGUUGGCAGCGCGGCGAACGCGAACGUCGGCCUCAUCGUCGGGUACGUCGGCGGGACGCACAUCACCGAAGACCGCAAGACGUCGCACGCGGGCACGCUGACUGCGGGCGGCAGGAGCGACGACGGCCGCGGCGCGGACAUCGUGAUCCGGGACAUGGUCGACCUGGUGCCGCUCGUGGAGACGUUCGCGGCGAGCGCGGAGAUGAAGGAUGCGGCGAAGAAGCCGGUCGUUUUCGAGAAGGCGACGCUGGACGCGUUGAAGGGCGAGUAUUGGCUUCCGGAGGGGAAAUAGAAUUUUGCCUUCGCGAGACGACGUCCGGACGACGACGAAGACGCCCGAGGUUUCUUCGAGCGAGGAGAACGAGAGCGGGGGUCUGUUCGUCUGUCCGCGCGAGAGAUGUGCGUGGCACGGUACGGUAUGGGUUAACGGGGGAGGGGGAGCGAGACGUGGCGGGAAGCCGCGGCGACCCUUGAUGUUGUGAGAGAGGCUGGUUGGUGUAAACGAACGAAAAGCGUAAACUU